AUGGCGUCGCCCGCUGAAAACAAUUCCCUGAUUCCUGAGAUCAUUUGGCCCGACAAUAUUCCGGACGCUCCAGAGUUCCAGGAAGAAGAUGAAACUCCCGUGGUUCCAGAGAGUAUUGAGCCUGAUGAUAGAUACUGGACGGAGGUAUUGGUUGAACAAGAUCGACGACUUUUUGAGAUCAGAGCGAAGAAUGCAAAACUCUACUCUGGAUAUCUCUAUAGCCAUCUUCCUAAUUCAGUUAUCGACUGGGAACUUAGUGGAUUAAAGAGACCGUGUCGUGUCAAAGGCCUGUCCUACUAUGGCAAGCCUAUGGGAUCGAUCAGAGAGCUCGAAAAUCACCUGAAGUCAGCGAAACAUCUAAAACAUGACGCAUCCCUUGCUCAACUACGACUUGCUCCCAAGCAAACGGCAGAUCACGAUGGAGCGCAGGAAUUAGCUGAAGGUCAAAAUGAAGACUACUACAGUCAUUUGCCAAACUCAGAAGUAGACUGGGAAACGGAUGGCCCCCCUAAUAUGUGUCGUGUCGUUGGCUUGUCCUGCUAUCGCCAAACAUUUCACCGUUUGAAAAGACACUUGAACAACCGAAAACAUUUGCUACAUGAGGUAUCUCUUGCUCAGCGAUUAUUUGCUUCUGAGCAAACAACAGAUCGCCAGAUCUUGCUACCACCACCACCAAAGAAGCCGAAGCUUGCACAUACUAUAAGUAUCGAGGAGCUGAUGGGUGACAACUUGGUGUUGGAGGACCAGCCUUUCAAUGAGGCUUUGAAGUUGCCAAGUUCUUUUAGCUACCCUCCUUGGCUGGUCAUUCCAGACUCCCAAGAUUCUGAGGAUGAGAAGAUGACACCAUCACCCGCAGCUGAGCCUCGGCUCAAGCAUACUAUUGAGAAGACAACUGGAGAUGAUCUUGUAAUGGAGGACAAACCUUUUGCAGAGGCUUCAAAGAUGCCACUAUCUUUUUAUUACCCACCAUGGGGGACUGUCCAGGACUCGGAUGAGGACUCAGAGAAUGAGCCGUUUGUGUGUGCCAGUCAUGAGGCUGUCGGAAUGAGCAUGGAAUGA
This is a messenger RNA of Fusarium oxysporum Fo47, 1059 nucleotides long. RefSeq lists its product as uncharacterized. The record is from RefSeq and is a predicted model, not a curated record. NCBI's taxonomy places the organism in Eukaryota, Fungi, Ascomycota, Sordariomycetes, Hypocreales, Nectriaceae. The transcript is spliced from 4 exons. Bases 1 to 1059 code for a protein of 352 amino acids.